Messenger RNA from Rotaria socialis, 1044 nucleotides. NCBI's taxonomy places the organism in Eukaryota, Metazoa, Rotifera, Eurotatoria, Philodinida, Philodinidae. The record is from the annotation of a GenBank genome assembly.
AUGACAACAACACAAUACGGCAAAUCAAUGUACUUCGAACAACCUUAUGCUGCUCCGCAGCCACAGCUAGCCUUAAGACCUCCUAAUCGAAUGAAUCUACGACGAAAUUCAACGUUACGUUAUUUUCUAAUUUGUAUGGGCAGUCUUUGUUGUUUACUUAUUAUUGGUACUGUUAUUUCAUUAUUUGUUUACUUUUUUUUUCGCUAUCGAAAUAAUAUCUCAUCUCUUUUAUCCUAUCCUGAAUUUGUUUGCAGCCAAAGGCCAUGUGGUUGUCCGAAUUAUAAUUAUGGGCAAUCUUCAACAUUGAGAAUUGUUGGUGGUAAAGAUGUUUUACCAUUUACUUAUCCAUGGCUCGUUACAAUAGUUGAUCAAUAUGGAAUAGAUCCUUUUUGUGCAGGAUUCAUCAUAUCUUACAAUACAAUUCUUACUGCUGCACAUUGUUUAAUCGGUCGAAAUCCUAAGCAAUUACAAAUACUUGCAAGGAUUCAUGAUCUUCGUCAAUUCAAUGGUGAACGAUAUGAUAUUGAAAAAUGGUACAUUCAUCCUGAAUAUACAUUCAAUGUUAGUAUGCAACUCAAUGAUAUCGCUAUAGUUAAAAUAAACCGAGUUUUUUCCUAUGAUCUUCGACCAUGUUGUCUUCCAUCAGUAAGAUCAUCAAUGUAUCCUGAACCAAAAACAGCUGCAGUUGCCAGUGGUUGGGGAAAACUAGCAUCGAAACCAAAUAGUCGAAGUUCUCCAAUUCUUCAACACGUUGUUAUGCCUAUUGUUGAUGAAAACAAUCGAAAAUGUCGUCAAUCAUUGGUUGAUAGCAAUCGGCAAUUGUGUGCUGGUUAUGAUAAGCUUUCGAUUGACACAUGUUCAGGUGAUAGUGGCAGUCCUUUACUAGUUGUCGAAUACAGUAAUAAAAAACAAGGACAUUUUGUUGCAACUGGAAUCGUUAGUUAUGGAAAUAAGCAAUGUGAUGCAUCGGUUUCUUCUGGUGUUUAUACGCGUGUAGGUUUUUAUCUUCCAUGGAUUGAACGUAUCCUAUCCAAUGUGCAAUAA